AUGAAUCCUUCUACUACAACUACAGCUGGCAAAAGCAAUACCGGUCCGGUAUAUCGUAUACCGCCGUAUCAUUAUAUUCAUGUGCUCGAUCAAAAUACUAAUGUGACACGUCUUGAAAUUGGUCCCAAAACAUUUAUCAAACAAGACAAUGAAACCGUUACCGUUGGACCAGAAAAGAUGAUUACCGUGCCACCACGUCAUUACUGCGUUGUCGAAUCACCAGUAGUACGUAACGAGGCCGGUGAAGUUGAAUUCGAUAAAAAUGGUCAAGCGAAAUUGAUUCAUGCUGAUUUGGACAUUCGUCUUGCAAGUGCAGAUCAAGCACCCUUUCCACUCUACCCAGGAGAAGUCCUCCGUCAGCCGGUAACUCCUUUGAAAGUAGUUCCAGCCAAUUCAGCAUUACGUUUGAAAGCUGUUCUUGAUUUCGAUGAUGAAACAACCAAAGAACAACGUAAAGCUGGUGACGAAUGGUUAUUCGAAGGACCAGCCACUUAUAUCCCACGAAAAGAAGUUAGUGUGGAAGAACAAAUUCGCGCCACUGUCAUCGGUUCCAACCAAGCCAUUCGACUCUGUGCUAAAAAAGAAAUCACCGAUCGAAAUGGUCAACGACGUGUUACCGGUGAAGAAUGGUUAGUAAAAAAGACCGGUGCUUACCUGCCACUAGCAUAUGAAACCGUAGUUUCAGUCGAGAAUGCCUAUGUUUUAACUGACAAGAAAGCUCUACAUAUUCGUGCAUUGAAAACUUUUACUGAUGAUUUCGGUAAAGAACGCAUGAAUGGUGAAGAAUGGCUUGUUACACAUGCAGAUACAGAAACACAUAUUCUCAGCGUCUAUGAGCAAUUAGUUGCUGUCGUUGAUGUUAUCACUCUGAAUUCACGUCAAUACUGCGUCAUUCUCGAUCCCGUUGCCGAUGGCAAACCACAAUUGGGAAGAAAGAAACUUGUUGUCGGUGAAAAAUCCUUCUUUCUUCAACCCGGCGAAAAACUCGAAAAUGGCAUUCAAGAUGUUUACAUCUUAGGCGAAGACGAAGGUGUCAUUCUCAAAUGUAUUGAAACAUUCGAAGAUCAACAAGCUGGUACAACACGAAAUCCUGGUGACAGAUGGAUGAUUCGUGGUCCAACUGAAUAUAUUCCUCCCACACAAGUCGAAGUACUCACCCGCCGCAAGGCACUUCCAUUAGAUGAAAACGAAGGUAUCUAUGUUCGUGAUAUCAAAACUGGCCGUGUACGAGCUGUUGUCGGCGAAACUUACAUGCUCACACAAGAUGAAGAACUUUGGCAAAAGGAAUUACCAAAACAAGUCGAAGACUUAUUAUCACGUGACCCAUUAGCUGAGCGCAAUGUUCCAACGCAAACAAUUCUGAAAUCGUCAUAUUACACCAAUGAUUCAACUAGUGCAUGUGUGCAUAUAGCACCAGUUGACACAAUUGACCGAGAUCGUCGAUCGAAAAAUGGUAAUUAUUUAUAUUUUAUCGAACAACGGCUGAAAUUCUUCCCUCAAUGGUCUGACACCAACGCAAUUCAUCUCAUAUUUAAUCACUACACAGGCACUUGGCCUUCGUAUCGUCGCACACUCGAUUUUACUCUACCAUCUCAUUAUAUCCUUGCUUCAACUAGUUUGACUCGUUCGAAUUAUAACUGUUCGUCACAGUUGACAUUUCCACUAUUUCACUCUGAUUAUCCGUUUUAUCAUUUUCCUUCAUCGUCCACUUCUCGCACGACCCUUCUGUCCUUCAAAGGAAAAAGUUAUGAAGAUGUUCAACAUCAUCGCACUUUUUUCCAUCAUUUAAAUAACAAUAACGACAUUAUCAUCAAGUUCACCGAUAAUGACACGAACUCCGAUAACAAAACCGAAUAUAUCAAACUGUUAGAGCAAUCACAUUUUUGUCUCGUGCCCAGCGGACGACGUUUAUAUUCGUAUCGAUUUCUUGAAGUUUUACAAUAUGGUUGUAUACCAGUUAUAACAAGCAAUGACGACGAAUCUCUCAUUCUUCCCUUUAGUGAAAUUAUUGAUUGGUCUAAAUCGGUGAUUAUCUAUUUCAAUGCGUCGUACAGUUUAUUACCAGUUUAUUUGAGAAUGAUUCAUUCCAAUCAACGACAUGCAAUGCAAAAAGAAUAUUUGAUUUUCUUGAAAUUAAAUCAUGACAGAUAUUAUUNAGCAGAAAUCAUCCGUGCCGCAGUUUUCGGUCUUGAUGCUGAUAAACGCGUUCGCGAUCAAUUUGUUUUCCCUCAAAAUAAUCUCGUUAUCACAUCCAUCGAUAUUCAAAGUGUCGAACCUGUUGAUCAACGAACACGUGAUGCACUUCAGAAGAGUGUUCAAUUGGCUAUCGAAAUCACAACCAAUUCACAAGAAGCUGCCGCUAAACAUGAGGCUUCACGGCGUGAACAAGAAGCCAAAGGUUUAUUAGAACGACAACGUAUUAAAGAUGAAGCUGAAGCUGAGGAAGUUCGUAAACAACUUCUCGAAUUACAAGCACAAUCAGCUGCUGUCGAAUCAACUGGCCAAGCUAAAGCUGAAGCUCAAAGUCGAGCAGAAUCUGCCAAAAUCGAAGGAGAAGCUGCCGUCGAACAAGCUCGUCUCAAAGCUGAAGCUACUCGUAUCGAAGCCGAGGCUGAAUUAUCACGCUUGAAAUUAGCUCGUGAAGCUGAGAUCAAAUUUCUUCAUGAUCAAAAUGAAUUAGAAAUUAGUAAAAAAGCCGAAAUGUCACACAUUGAAACAGAAAAAUUCAAAUUACAAGUCGAAUCCAUUGGAUCGUCCACCAUUCAAGCCAUCGCUACCUCUGGUCCAGAUACUCAAGUCAAACUUCUUCAAGCACUCGGUCUUCAAUCAAUGCUUGUCACCGAUGGUCAUACACCGAUCAAUCUUAUGGGAUUUGGCCAAGGCCUUCUUGGUGGUUUAACCACAAACACCAACCGAAAUGCUGGAGCAUCCCGAAACACUUCAAACGGAUAUCAAGUCGUCGAAAACGAAUAA
Adineta ricciae is the source of this 2973-nucleotide messenger RNA. The record is from the annotation of a GenBank genome assembly. Lineage: Eukaryota; Metazoa; Rotifera; Eurotatoria; Adinetida; Adinetidae.